Molecule: messenger RNA, 387 nt
Organism: Staurois parvus
Lineage: Eukaryota; Metazoa; Chordata; Amphibia; Anura; Ranidae
Source: the annotation of a GenBank genome assembly
UCCUGCCAGAAUCCAAACCGGUCAGCCUGCGGUCUGAGAACCCACCUUCUGUUAUCCAGCCUGGUGCCCCAUUGCCCGCUGUUCAGCCUGGUUACCCAGCCUGAUGAUCUGAUCCAGCCUGAUGUUACUACCCAGCCUGAUGUUCCUACCCAGCCUGAUGACCCGAUCCAGCCUGAUGACCCGAUCCAGCCAGAUGAAUCAGUGCCCGCUGUUCUGCCAGAUGACUCGGUGCCCGCUGUCGAGCUUGGUGACUCGGUGCCCGCUGUCGAGCUUGGUGACUCGGUGCCCGCUGUCAUGCCAGAUGACUCGGUGCCCGCUGUCGAGCUUGAUGACUCGGUGCCCGCUGUCGUGCCAGGUGACUCGGUGCCCGCUGUCGUGCCAGGUGAC